GACGUUGCUGCUGUUAGUGAGAACAUUCCCGUCUUCCUGCCGAACUGCAUCGCGGUGAAUUGUGACGUCACAGCCUGGGAAGCCUCUAACGGUGAAAAUGAAGAAAGAUAUGAUUUGAUGAUUUGAUGAUUUGAUGAUUUUCUGUCGGUGACGUGCGGAGUGGAGCCGCCUCACGCCCGGCGGCCGCAGCGCUGGGUCAGAUCGAGCGCACCCGGCGCAGUGUUUUGUUGUUGUGGUGCAGUGGACGGCUCAUCUGCUUCGGCCUCGAACUUCUCCGGAGCCGCAUCCCCGGAUUAACGGGAUUCACCGGAUUAACGGAAUCACCGGGAUGCUCAUGAGCAAACAGACGAGAAACACAAUGAAACCACCAGCACAGACUCAGUCCCCUCCCGUCAGCAGCAGCCUGGUGUUUGAAGGUGUUUACAACAACGCCCGCAUGCUUCACUUCCUCACAGCCGUCGUGGGCUCCACCUGCGACGUGAGAGUGAAGAACGGGGCCGCGUACGAGGGAAUCUUCAAGACGCUGAGCUCACAGUGUGAGCUGGCUGUGGACGCUGUUCAUAAAUGCAGUGACGGAGAUGGAGGUGGGGGAGGUGAGGAGGGAGGAGGGGGAGGAGGUCUGUCCUCUGCGCCCAAAAUUGAGGAGAUCACUGACACGAUGAUCUUCAGCCCGACCGACCUGGUCACCAUGACCUGCAGAGAUGUCGAUCUAAACUUUGCUGUCAGAGACACAUUCACUGACUCGUCCAUCAGCUCGUCGCGGGUGAACGGGGAGCACAGGGAGAAGGUGCUGCAGAGGUGGGACGGAGGUGGAAAUGGAGAAAACUUCGAGCUGGAGUCGGACACAUCAAACGGCUGGGACGCCGACGAGAUGUUCAAGCUUAACGAGGAGGCGUACGGCAUCAAGUCCACGUACGACUCCAGCCUCUCCAUGUACACAAUGCCUUUGGAGAGGGGGAGCUCUGAGGUUUACCGGCAGCGGGAAGCGCGAGCAUCUCGGCUUGCCAGCGAGAUCGAGGGCAGCCUGCAGUACCGCCGGCGGGUGUCUUUAGAGAACGACGAGGGCAGGAGCGAGGAGGAUAAGUACAGCUCCGUGGUUCGAGAGAGGGAGGAGCGGGCGAGAGAGGGAUUCUCCUCCGCCAUCAGGGAUGGUAAAUACGUUCCCAGGACCAGAGAGAUCGGCCUCACCGCCGGCAGCGCGAGGGCCGGAGGCUCUGGUCAAUCGGCAGCACCAACCUCCUCCAGGCACCCGGCGCCCAGCUCCUCCUCACCCAGACCGCCCUCGGACAGGAGCAGCCCGCCUUCAGCCGGCAGCCCGCCCUGCACCAAUCACAUCCUCCCACACUCCCUCUCACAUCCGCAGGCGCUGGCCCACACGAGCCGCUCGUCUGUUAAUGGAGGUAUGGUGUGUAACUUCCCAAAAUCCCAGAGACUUCAAAGAAACCUACGAACCCUGAACUGCCAGUCCUCUCCUGCAGUGUCUCGUCCUCCCAAACCAGACGCCCCUCCCCAGGACCUCCCCUUGACUGUCCCCACCUACCUGGACUCCUCCCCCUCCACCGCCACCAAACCCUCCGACCCCACCCCUCUGUUCCCCGUAGAUGUGAAUGAAAUCUUAGCAGCUAAAGAGCGAACGGAGAGUUUGUCAGCUCCACUGGAAGUUAAGAGCAGCAAAGUUCACUCGGUUCAGCAGAGAUCUCAGCUGGACGAGCUCCGCAAGUUUGGGAAAGAGUUCAGGCUGCAGCCCAGCUUCUCUUCCUCAGCGACUCCGUCAUCUUCAGACCGGCAGCACGCCUCUGCCCCGCCCCCCUCCUCCUCCCCCUCUUCCUCCUCCUCACCCUCCUCCUCCUCUUCCUCUUCAUCCUCCCCGGCUCCACCGAAACCUGUCGCCCCCCUCACCUCCUCUGCCCAAGAUCUACAGCAGACCACAGAGGCAGCUCCCCCCAACACCGCUGCUCUGAAUCUUCUGCCUGGCCCCCAGGCCUCGGGGCCAGAGGGGCCACAGGUCGGGGGCCCCCUGCCGCCCCCCCGCAGUGGUGAGGACAGCAGUGAACAAACAGAGAAUGCUGCAGUACAAGUGAAAAACUCGACACUGAAUCCAAAUGCAAAAGAGUUUCUCCCCAUAAAAGGAAACUCAGUGAUGAAACCUGCGACGACGCCGACUCCUCCCCGGCCGACCCCCCCCAGCCCCUCGGUGCUGCUGCCUUCCCCAGGACCACAAGGAGGGUGCGCUCUCUACAGCAGCCCCCCCGGACACUACCUGUCCUACAUGUCCCCCAUCACCAUCCAGGGACACUCCAUCCAGGCUCCACAGAUGUAUCAGUACGCGAUGUCAGCUGUUAACCAGGGGAAAUACCCCAGACCCAAAGCUCCGCUGGUGGGCCCCCGCCCAGAUCACCACGCCUCCGCAGCCUCCUCCUUGAUGUCAGCGGCAGCCUCCGCAGCCGGCCCCCCGCUGGUGGCGUCUCCGUACCCGCUGUCCUACCUGCAGUACGGUCAGGUGAUCCAGGCCAUGUCCCCGUACCAUCACGGACAGACCGUUUACUCGAUGCUGCAGGGGGGCCCUCGGAUGCUGACAUCUGGGGCCCCUCCUCAGAUGGGCCCUGGCCCCCAGUACCCCGGCCAGGCCGAGGGCCAGCAGGGGCCACAGCAGGCAAUGUACGCUCCUCAGUCGUUCUCUCACCACUCGAGCUCCAUGCUUCAUCCUCAGCCCUCCAGCACCCCCACUGGGAAUCAACCCCAGCACACGUCGCCCAGUCCAGGACACUCUCACAGUCACGGUGGCCCUCAGCCUCAGUCCAUGUUUCACUCUGCAGGUCUGUCGGCUCCCGCUCCGCAGGGCCACAGCUCCCCUCAGGCCUCCUACGCCAUGCAGGGGUACAGCCUCCCGGCCCACCAGCAGCUGUCCCACCAGCAGCUGUCCCACCAGCAGCUGUCCCACCAGCAGCUGUCCCACCAGCAGCUGUCCCACGGCUUCCCCUCCAUCGGCCAGCUCACACAGGCUCACGUCACUGGAGGCAUGUCAGGGCCCCACCACUCUGCGGGCCACGGCCCCCCACCCCUCAUGCUACACUACGCACCCCCCCAGCAGGGCAGCAGCUCCAACCCCCAACACGGCCCACAGACCCAACAGGGGGCGCCACAACACUUCUACAUCGGACCAGCCCAAGCUGUUCAGGUCCAGGCUCACCCGACCCAGCAGCUGUCCUUUCAUCCCUCCACAAACUGAACUGUCCUCGUCACAUCUGGAUCCAGGAGCGAUGGCGCCCGAGCAUCUCACAACAUUCCCACCUACCACAUCAAAUAACCCUGUUUUAACCGUAUGUUUUAGACACGCAGACAGAUUUUAAACACAAGAACAGACUGUUUCCACACGAGGACUUGAAGCUGGAGUGAAGACACUAACUGGUGAAACUUUUUGGAAACAUUGUUUUUUCCUCCCCGUCCCUCUUCUGACCUUUUACAGACGAAACCAGUUCAUUAAUAAUAAAACCACUGAAAAAAAAAAAACCUUUUCGAUUCA
Messenger RNA from Hippoglossus stenolepis (Pacific halibut), 3523 nucleotides. It is a transcript of the gene atxn2l, whose product is annotated as ataxin 2-like. The record is from RefSeq and is a predicted model, not a curated record. The transcript has 23 exons. Lineage: Eukaryota; Metazoa; Chordata; Actinopteri; Pleuronectiformes; Pleuronectidae. The coding region runs from base 329 to 3229 and encodes 966 amino acids. Gene Ontology annotation, cellular component: cytoplasmic stress granule. Gene Ontology annotation, biological process: cytoplasmic stress granule assembly. Gene Ontology annotation, molecular function: RNA binding.